CUCCAUUCUCCAUGACACUGGAAAUAGACACAGGCUAGAGCUACAUAAAUAUAUACAUAUACGUGUAGUAACCUCAAUUAUCGAACUAUACUGUUGUUAAUCUCAACAACUUGAAUAGAAUAAAAUUAUCUCAGUAGUGCUGAUAAAACGAUUUGUUUUCGCGCGACUUUAUGUCUUUUUAUAAGAUGCGAAAAUCAUGAAGAAAAAACAAGUUAAUUAAUUAAUUAUUUAAAAUGAAAUUUAGGUCCGAUCCAUUGGAAAAGAAGUAUCAUAUUAUUGAUAUAAAAUGUAGUAAUAAUAACAGUAAUUAUAAUAAUAAUAGUAAUUAAUAUAAAAAACAUUUCAUUAGAUAAAGUCGAAGUGAAACGAUUAUGAUGAUCAAGUUGAAAUCAUUUACAAUUUUUUUAAUAUUAUUUGAGACAAUAAUUUGUAUAUCAGGUACAACUCACUGGGUUGUAACUGAAAAUGGAAAAAUUCAAUCACAGUUGGAUUCAGCAUUUCAAAUGAAACGACCGUAUGAUCUUCCAGGAUUUCUUGAACAAGAGAAACGAAUGAAUGUUGUCCAAGCAUUACAUAAAAAAAUAAUGGCAAGAAAAAUGAUUCUUGACAGUCAAAUAGCUGUUCUCAAUUCAAUUGGUGAUUUAGAAUCAUGGUUACAGUCAUCAAACCCAGAAUGUAUUUCAAAUCGUAAAUUAUUGGAAGACUUUGAUUUUUACGCCAGUGUUGCUACUGAUGGCAGUUACAGAAAAGGUGUAACUCAAAAAGAUUAUUUGCUUGACGGAAUACCCGACGAUGGUAAGAGAACAGUACCAGACUGCAAAAAGACGUUUCCUUUAGACUUUAGCAUGUAUACUUUUGAGCAUCUCAGUGCAAUGCGGAAUAGAAAAAAUUUAACGCAGCAUCAAGAAAAAGGUCUGAUUAAAUAUUUACCACCAGGAACAGAUUUAAAUAAAUUUGGUCAUCAAAUAGCUCAUGGAUUGAAGAGAAAUAAUACGUCAUGGUUGCAUUUAAAUCUUGCAGCCAUUUAUUGGCGAGUUAAAGGUGAUGCUUACAAUGCAUUAGAGUGUGCAAGGCGCGCUAUUGUAACAGCUCCUAGGGAAUAUCGUGACAUACCGUUAUUAACAACGGGUGGAAUUUUACAUGCUGCUAAAUAUUCAGCAGAAGCGGCUAUUGUUCUCCAUGCCGCGAUAGAUUAUGCACCAACACAAAGUCAUCAGCAUCUUGCAUUAGGCCACGUUUACGCGAUUUUAGGUGAUUAUAAUCGAUCAUUAGCGUGUUACGACAAUUCUUUGAGACUUACGCCCACAAUGGAACAAGCAAAGCAAGCCAAAUUUGUUAUAUUGUGUUGUCAAAGUUUGACUGAAGCACUUACUGCUUUACACAAGAGAUUAGAUGAUAUAGUAACAGAUUUACAUGCACAACAAAAAGAUUAUACGGAAUGGUUGAAGUUAGAAGAAAAAAUUUUAUGUGAGAGAAUGAAAACUCCUUUUGCGGCAUUCCGAGCCCAUCGUUUAGGGCCGAUUUUAUCACAUCGAGGUCAAUCUUGUAUGCAACGUGAAGGCGACGAUGCAAUUUUAUCAUGCCAAGUUACUAAUGACAAUCAAAUGUUUGCUCAUAAUCUUCUUGUUGACAUCGGAGUUAGUUUGCAACAAUUGAAAAAUGUUGAGAAUCAAGUUGAAAAAAUAAAUGAUAGGAUGUCAACUGCUAAAGUUUUACCUUCUAAGAAUGAAAAAAUUAGUGAGAUUCAAAAAAAUUCUAAUGUACGGAGCACGGAAUUCUUUACAGUUUUUAUGGAACCAACUAGUAAACCAAAGUACUAUAAUUUCGAAAUAAAAAAAAGUAAUAGAGAGUUUGAAAAUAAAAAUUGGCCGGAUCAAAGUGAAUGUGAAAAGUCGGGAUUACUUAUUGAUACCAAACAAUACGUACCAAUUUAUUUAUCACCAGAGAAUAAAGGCUACAUAGUUAAUAUUUUUGUUAAUGAAUUGAUCGGAAUGGAUUCGGAAAAGGAGCAUAUGCUACCAUGGUAUCCACCAAUAUGUCAAUCGCCAGAAUCUUAUGAUUCGAAAUUUAUUUCUCCAUUACUAUUAAAAGCAACGACGGGGGUGAGUUCUUCUGACAGCAGUUUAACGUCAUUUUUAACAGAUUUAGCUAAAAAUUCAGAACUUGCUGAAAUCGGACAAAGAAUUCUUACUGCUACAAAAUCGAAAGUGGCUGCUCCAUGGGUGCUUUCUAUGUUGGCAUCUUUACAUUGGCGGGUUGCAGGAAAACCCAGAAAUGCAUUGGAUUGCCUUCAAUCCGCUUUAAAUACUGUUCCAAAUGGAUUCAAAGACGUACCUUUAGUAAGUAUUGCUUCAAUCAGUCAAAAAUUUGGGCUAAUUGACGAUGCCUUGAGAGCAACCAAAGAAGCUCUUCGGGUAAAUUCCAUUGAGCCAUUAACAAAUUAUUUAUAUGGAUCAUUACUUUUCGUAAAGAAAAAUUAUACCGGUGCUGUGUAUCACUUGAGACAAAGUUUGAGAGUUGAUUCAGAAUUAAUGGAUGGUAAAACUUUAAUGUUAUUGAGAACAGUUAUUUGUUACAAACGUUCAAACAAUCGACGUACAGGUAAUGGCGGUAAUGAAAUUGAAAGUUGUGGAGUGACAUAUCCAUCUGCUGACAGAAUAGCUAAGCAUGAUUUGAAUGAAGGAGAGACAGUUCUUUGUUUUGGUGAUGGCAAAGAUUGUAAACCUAUACAAUGUUUUGCUAUGAAAAUGCACAAUGAUGAAGUAAGAGGUCCAUAAAUUACACAGAUAGUGUAAAUUUGUAAGCUAUAAUUACAUUAAAUAGGGUACAAAUAUUGAUCUAUAGAUCAAUAGUAAAAGGUGAUCAUAUGACAUCAUAGAGUCUCAGUUUAACGAAUCUCAAAUAAAAGCGAUUGGCUAAAAAAAAAAAAAAUAUGAAGAAUUGCAUAUCGACUGAAAUAUAAAUUUUAACAUUCCGUGCACACAAAUAUAUUUUCUUACUCGAAAAUGUGAAAAGAACAAUCUCAGUUAUAUCUUAAACAAAAAUAAAUGCGUUUCUUUUUUUGUGACUCUUGAUGAUCUGUCUUUGUGAUGUGUUUUAAAUUUUAAAGUAGUAUAUAUUAUAUAUUAAAUAAAUGUAUAUAAAAUUAUUUUGUAUAAUAGUGCUUGUCAAAGUGGAAUUUAAAUAUAAAACAUGUUGUUUAUUAAUAUAUACUGGUACUUCUUGGA
This is a messenger RNA of Microplitis demolitor, 3227 nucleotides long. RefSeq names its product tetratricopeptide repeat protein 17. Gene Ontology annotation, cellular component: actin cytoskeleton; cytoplasm. The record is from RefSeq and is a predicted model, not a curated record. Gene Ontology annotation, molecular function: protein binding. The coding region runs from base 372 to 2777 and encodes 801 amino acids. The transcript is spliced from 11 exons. NCBI's taxonomy places the organism in Eukaryota, Metazoa, Arthropoda, Insecta, Hymenoptera, Braconidae. Gene Ontology annotation, biological process: actin filament polymerization.